CCUCUCCCUCCUCUCUUCUUGAGGACAACCACUUUCACGCUCAUACAAGUAGCACACACUCCACUACAAGGCAGAAUGAACAGUGGCGUGUGUGUGUGUGCGCUCCUGGCCGCUCUCUCCGUCUCCUGUCUGGCUCGCCAGCGUUUGCCCCUGGAGCAGGAGGCAGGAAACGCUCUCCCCUCUCAGAUGGAGGUGGGUCUGAGGGUCUCCCGCUCCGAGAGCCUCGCCGGUCCAGUCAAACCCCUGCCCAUCGCUGAAGACCAGGCCGACACCCGGGCCAACCUCAGCGAGCUGCUGGCCAGACUCAUCUCCAGGAAAGGUGGAGAUGUAGGUGCAUCUGCUGCCGUAGAAACACAGGCAAAAAGAAAGCAUGACACACCUGCAAGUUCAAGGAGAGCUCCAGUUCCAGCAUCUGGAAAGAGAGGUUCGACGGUUAACCACCGGAUAAAGGAUCGGGAUUACCUGGGCUGGAUGGACUUUGGUCGCCGGAGCGCGGAGGAGUACGAGUACUCUUCAUGAGGAAACCCAACCCAACAACGGCCGGAUCACCGUCAUAAAUAAAUAAUAUAUUUAUUACUAUUCUUCUUCUUCUUACAAUGAUGAUGAUGAUGAUGAUGAUGAUGUAUUUGAUGUACAUUUGUUUGUAAAUUGAUAUGAUGCAAUAUACACUUAUGCCAAAUUUUUCAGAAACAUCCCUCUCCAUGUUUUUGUUGUUCGUUAUUAUUUUUUUUGAUGUACCGUUUUGUUGUCCUGUCGCUUUCCCAAACGACUCCGGGUCACACCGCGAGAACAAGUCCGUCAACCACCUUAAGCCACGACCUUCUAUGAUGUGUUGAAAUAAAUCAGGUCAGCAUUCAACUUUGGCCUUAAACGCUG
Molecule: messenger RNA, 876 nt
Organism: Astyanax mexicanus (Mexican tetra)
Lineage: Eukaryota; Metazoa; Chordata; Actinopteri; Characiformes; Acestrorhamphidae
Gene: cckb
Product: cholecystokinin b
Exons: 4
Coding region: 76-519 (147 amino acids)
Biological process (GO): digestion
Cellular component (GO): axon; extracellular region
Molecular function (GO): neuropeptide hormone activity
Source: RefSeq, a predicted model, not a curated record